Messenger RNA from Bombyx mandarina (wild silkworm), 1232 nucleotides. It is a transcript of the gene P450, whose product is annotated as cytochrome P450. Lineage: Eukaryota; Metazoa; Arthropoda; Insecta; Lepidoptera; Bombycidae. The record is from RefSeq and is a predicted model, not a curated record. Gene Ontology annotation, molecular function: oxidoreductase activity, acting on paired donors, with incorporation or reduction of molecular oxygen, reduced flavin or flavoprotein as one donor, and incorporation of one atom of oxygen; steroid hydroxylase activity; heme binding. Gene Ontology annotation, biological process: xenobiotic metabolic process. Gene Ontology annotation, cellular component: cytoplasm; intracellular membrane-bounded organelle.
GUUUCGAAUCGAGAAGUGUUUGAAGGAAGGCCUGAUGGGUUCUUCUAUACCAUGAGAUCGUUUGGAAAGAAACUGGGAUUGGUUUUCUCCGAUGGCCCAACGUGGCACAGGACCAGACGUUUCGUGCUGAAAUAUUUAAAGAAUUUCGGUUACAACUCCCGUUUCAUGAACGUUUACAUAGGCGAAGAAUGUGAAGCCCUCGUGCAGCUGCGUUUAGCCGAUGCUGGAGAGCCGAUUCUGGUCAAUCAGAUGUUCCACAUUACAAUAGUCAACAUACUUUGGAGAUUGGUUGCCGGGAAAAGAUAUGAUUUAGAAGACCAACGACUUAAGAAACUGUGCAGUCUUGUGAUGCGUUUGUUCAAGCUAGUCGAUAUGAGCGGAGGGAUCCUUAAUUUUCUUCCAUUCCUGAGACAUUUUGUACCAAGGCUUAUCGGGUUUACUGAACUUCAAGAAAUACAUAACGCUCUUCACCAAUAUUUACGGGAAAUAAUAAAAAAACACCAAGAAAAUUUACAACUUGGGGCCCCAAAGGAUGUGAUCGAUGCUUUUCUCAUUGAUAUGUUGGAAUCUCAAGAUGAUAAACCAACGCUUGAUGAUCUACAAGUAGUUUGCCUUGAUCUACUUGAAGCGGGCAUGGAGACAGUUACUAAUACCGCUGUAUUUAUGCUCCUGCACGUUGUCAGAAACGAGGAUGUGCAAAGGAAACUACACCAGGAAAUAGAUGACAUAAUCGGUCGCGAUCGUAAUCCUUUGCUUGACGACAGAAUAAGAAUGGUGUACACAGAAGCGGUAAUUCUUGAAACUCUGAGGAUAUCGACUGUCGCAUCUAUGGGCAUACCUCAUAUGGCUCUCAAUGACGCUAAGCUCGGAAAUUAUAUUAUACCAAAGGGGACUUUUAUUUUAUUGUCACUGUACGAGCUGCAUCACGGACCACAUUGGAAAGAUCCAGAAACAUUCCGACCGGAACGAUUCCUGACUAAAGAAGGCAACAUCUUACAAGACGAGUGGCUCAUACCUUUUGGAAUCGGAAAACGUCGUUGUAUUGGGGAAGGAUUAGCACGCUCUGAACUCUUCAUGUUCCUUACUCAUAUCCUUCAAAAAUUCCACCUCAGAAUACCUAAAAAUGAACCGUUGCCGUCAACUGAACCCAUCGAUGGACUUUCAUUGUCUGCUAAGCAAUUCAGGAUUAUUUUCGAAUCGAGAAAAACAUUUAAGAGUAUUUAAAUUUUCAU